AAAGAAUGUCAUUCUGCUCACAGGUCAGCUGCUGAGAGGACAAGAUGAACACUUUGAAGUGGCUUUGGGUUUUCAUGUGCCUGUGCUGCAAAGUGAUUCAAUCUCGAUCCUCAUGGAAAGUUCAGAUGCCGUCAACAGUUCAAGGUCUGCUCGGCUCGUGCGUGGUCAUCCCCUGCACGUUCGACUACCCAGAUCCUGGGAGGAAGGUCACCAAGUUCACGGGGAUCUGGUUUGAUAACAUCAGUCACGUCGUCUACCACCCGGUGGAGUCCAAGGUGGUGGAACAGUAUCGGAACCGGACCACGCUCGUGGGGGAUAUGAGACAAAGGGACUGCUCCGUGAUGAUGGAUCGCCUCCGACCAAACGACCGGGGACCUUUUCACUUCAGGGUCGAGAUAGGAGGUUUCAACCAGUAUUCCUUCAAAGCUGACAAAGUGUCCAUUUCAAUGAUCAGUGCUCCAAAUCCAAUCCGGUUCUCUGUGGCGGAGGAGGUGAAGCAGGGUCAGGCCGUGAAUGCGUCCUGCUCCGUGAACCACUCCUGCCCCGCCUCGCCUCCUGACUUCACCUGGAGUCGCGGUGGAGAGACGAGGCUCCAGUCGCGGCAGCUCGGCGACGGCCAGUGGGAGGCCACGUCCACUCUGACCUUUCACCCCAGCCGCACGGAUCACAGGAAGCCUCUGCAGUGCAGCGUCAGAUAUAAAGGAGGACAGUAUCAGCAAACGUUCAGGACCCUUACAGUGGAAUACGCUCCUGUGAACGUGAAGGUUGAGUACCGGCCGGAGGUGAAGGAGGGGGAAACGGUGCAUCUGAGCUGCUCCGGCGACGCCCAUCCCUCUGUCAGCAGCUACGAGUGGCACAAUGGAACCGGAGCCCAGAUCCACAGAGGGAGGACCUACACGCUGCCGCACGUGUCUCGACACACUGGGGGAUCCCUGUACUGUCUGGCCAUCAAUGAAAUCGGGCGAACCAGAUCGAGCAACGUGCAGCUCGACGUGCUCUAUGCCCCUGAGAUUAAGGCGGCCUCCUCCUGCUCCUCAGAAGGCCGAGCGGUGAAGUGUGUGUGCAUCGUGGAGUCCAGCCCUCGCAGCACGGUCCACUUCGUCCUGGCUGACAGAGUCCUGCAGAGCACCAAGGUGGAGACGCACGGCUCUCUCACCCUCUGGACUCUGCAGGCCGACACCGGCUCCUCCAAGUUCGUGCACUGCUUGGCGAGCAACUCUCAGGGAAACACCAACCUCACGCUCUCGUUACCUGCUAACAGUAAGAUGCAGACCAUCUUUGUCGCCACUGGAGCUGCUGUGAUCCUUUUGGUGAUACUUUUAGUCGCAGUGGGAGUAGUUAAGAUAUGCAGAGGGACGCGGAGAGAAACGCCUUCUGACAUGAGCAUGCUGGGUGCAGAAAAAGCCGUGGCCCUCCCUGAAUAUGUCCCGACGAAAAGAAAGGAGCUCUAUGAUGAAAUACAAGGCCCAGGGAUUUAUACCAAUGAUCAUAUUUAUGGCAACGUAGAGAUCUCACGGUGCAGGUUAAAGGAAGUCUGAAGUCUCGGGUCACAUGGGCGAAGGUCAGGGUCGACAGAGUCUCCCACUGCCAUCCAAUCAGCUUCUUCUUUAGUGGUAUAUCAUGCAUGUUGUGGUCUCCUUCCCUUUGUGUUUCUGUGUUGUGGGCGGAGCUGUAACGAAUUAUUCACACCUGAGCUGAGCUGCACAGCUGUGAGUCGUCUUCGUCACCUCCUCCAUAAAGACUCCAGAUCAUUCCCAGAUUGUCUGUUUAGCCGAUGUAGUGCACAGCUUCUCUGGUUCAGACUCAAGAGAUGAACUUGUAAAUCUUGUGCUCCCAUGUCUUUGUCAGGUCCUGAGUAACUGCACCAUAUCUGUUUUGUUGUUUGCUUGUUUGAAUGAGACAAAGAAAGGUGUAAAAAAAAUCAGUGUACUCUGAUCUGUGA
Salarias fasciatus (jewelled blenny) is the source of this 1942-nucleotide messenger RNA. RefSeq names its product myelin-associated glycoprotein. The transcript has 9 exons. The record is from RefSeq and is a predicted model, not a curated record. Bases 45 to 1538 code for a protein of 497 amino acids. Lineage: Eukaryota; Metazoa; Chordata; Actinopteri; Blenniiformes; Blenniidae.